AGCUGGGAGGGAGGGAGGGGCUGACAGCAGAGGCAGACAAGGAUUAAGUCACAGCUCCUAAUUAGGACAGGCUCUCUGACACAGUCAGGUAUCUCUUUAGUCGCCUCCAGAGAUCCGUGCAGAGCUAAGUGAGUUUGGUUUUUUUUAAAUUCUUUUUUGUUUGGUUUGGUUUUCAUGUGGUAGUGAAGGCAGGAAACGGAGCGAGCAGACCUUGGUGGAAAGUGUACCUCUGGCAGAAACCCCAAGAUGCCUUCUGAGAAGGACCGAGCCAAGAAGAACCUCGUGCAGAGGCUGGCCCUGAAGAGCCGUCUGGCUAAGGAGACACUCUCUGAGUUCCUGGGCACCUUUAUAAUGAUUGUCCUUGGAUGUGGCUCUAUUGCCCAAGCAGUCCUCAGUCGAGGAAAGUUUGGUGGAAUCGUCACUAUCAAUAUUGGAUUUGCAACGGCAGUUGUGAUGGCUCUUUAUGUGACCUUUGGGGUCUCUGGGGGCCACAUCAACCCAGCGGUGUCUUUUGCAAUGUGCACCUUUGGAAGGAUGGAGUGGUUCAAGUUCCCAUUUUAUGUGGGAGCUCAGCUUUUGGGAGCCUUUGUCGGGGCUGCAACUGUCUUUGGCAUUUACUAUGACGGACUCAUGGCCUUUGCUGAUGGAAAACUGCUCAUCACGGGAGAAAAUGGAACGGCGUUCAUUUUCGCGACAUACCCAAAUCCAUUCGUAUCCGUGCCAGGUGCCUUUGUAGACCAAGUGGUGUCUACCAUGUUCCUCCUUCUGAUUGUCUUUGCCAUCUUUGACUCCAGAAACCUGGGGGUCCCCAGAGGCCUGGAGCCCGUUGUCAUUGGCCUCCUAAUCAUUGUCAUUUCCUGUUCUCUCGGACUCAACUCUGGUUGUGCCAUGAACCCUGCUCGAGACCUCGGCCCCAGGCUCUUCACUGCUCUGGCAGGAUGGGGAUUUGAGGUCUUCACAUUUGGAAAUAACUUCUGGUGGAUACCUGUCGUGGGCCCUAUGAUUGGAGCUGUCCUGGGAGGUCUCAUCUAUGUUCUUUUUAUCCAAAUGCAUCACUCGAACCCUGACCCAGAAGUGAAGGCAGAACCAGCUGAGAACAAUCUAGAAAAACACGAACUCAGCGUCAUCAUGUAGUGGCAUGACCAGGUCUAGAGUUACCAUUCAUCCUGUUCUUUCUUCAGAAAAGAUGGCAUCUGUAUGCCUGUGCAGACUUGGGGUGGGGGCAUCUACCCAACCCUCUCUAGCUGACUGGGACAAAAAAAAAUCCCAAAGGCAUCCAUGAAAAACUCUACCAGUCACCCCUCCCCAGAAUAGCACUGACUGUUUAUGACGGGUAUCUGAUGGAAGACCUUACUCCUAGGUGAUGGCUAAGAUUUUGGAAACUUGACUAUGUGCUCGGCUGGAUGGCCUCAGAGACUUCUUACCCUGUAUGAAAUUGUGUGAUCAAAGGUGAUCAAAGGUUCUGUUUUCACAAUCUAUAAAUACAUUCUAAAACUGAAAGGCCAAACAGUGGAUGCACUUAACACCUAUGAAGUGGGGAACAAAGGGUUAACCCUCUACCAAGCUGAGCACCAUCACUAGUAAAUAUCCAUCUUCUCCCAUCCUAGGGCUGGAGAAAGCAGCAGACAGCAGCUGGAAGAAGGUGGUGGCAUUUAGAAACCUCAGGACACGAGAUAAAUUUGGGAAACUGAAUGGCUUUCUUUUUAAUGGAAACCAUUUGUCAGAUUAAUCUCCCGCUCCUCUGCAUUUUAGAUGACAUCAAUUAAUUUCCAGGUCUUUAAGUAUAUAAUAACCUAAAAUAUGAUUAUAACCUUGGUCGGGAAAAAUACAUCACUCUGUCUUUUAGCACUAGAGUGAGCCAUUAGGAGAGACAUUUUUAAUAGUCGGUGGCUACUCUCAUCCAUAUCCCCAGAAGCCCAAACUAAAAGCUAGUGGACUCUACCUGGUGGACUAAAGUUGGAGGUAGAUAAAGUCCCUGGGACAAAAGGAUAAGCUCGGGCUUUAGGACCCCCCGAGACGCUUCCACGUGCCUUAUCCAGUUUGAUCCCAACAGCAAUUGUCUGAGGUAAAUGACCACCGCAUUCUUCUCAAAUGAGAAACUCAGGUGACCUGAGCAAGUUGCCCUUUCUUCUGCAGGGGGCUUUGAGCGUUGCCUUAUGCCUUCCAGAAGCUUGCUAGCCGACUGAGGGUGUUUGAGCUGAGGGCAUCGGCAACUUCCAGACGGUGUGGGCUUUGUAGAAACACCACUCCGGACCUUUGAUUUCCAUGCGCCAUGUUUACUGUUUUUAUUCCCAGUUUUACUGAGGCACGGAUGAAGGGACAAGGUAGCCGUUUGAUAAUGUUCAUUUGUGGAGAAACAGAGGCCUUUCUUCCUUAGUGGCUCUCUGUCUCCUUCCCUGCCAGCCCUCCUCAGCAUCUCCUGGAGACAUUUCUUUAACUGAUGUUACUUCCAACCAGAGAAAGAACUGUUCUGUAUCAGGGCAUGCCUUCACUGCAACUGUUUAAAAGUCCGGCGUUUCUAGAUAACAGCAAGUUUUCCCAGGUGCUUUGCAAGACUAACAGAACAAGAAACGAAUGAGAAACAUCUGUGAUAUCCUGUGCUGUGCAACCUAUGGGCAUAUAAAUUCAUUUUCUGAGUCUGAAAUUACCUGGAUAUUUUCUAGUUUAAAUAAAUUUGGGGGAUAUUAAUUGUG
This is a messenger RNA of Mus caroli (Ryukyu mouse), 2693 nucleotides long. It is a transcript of the gene Aqp9, whose product is annotated as aquaporin 9. Gene Ontology annotation, molecular function: urea transmembrane transporter activity; water channel activity; glycerol channel activity. Gene Ontology annotation, biological process: glycerol transmembrane transport; water transport. The record is from RefSeq and is a predicted model, not a curated record. Gene Ontology annotation, cellular component: plasma membrane; basolateral plasma membrane. NCBI's taxonomy places the organism in Eukaryota, Metazoa, Chordata, Mammalia, Rodentia, Muridae.